Molecule: messenger RNA, 1716 nt
Organism: Chenopodium quinoa (quinoa)
Lineage: Eukaryota; Viridiplantae; Streptophyta; Magnoliopsida; Caryophyllales; Amaranthaceae
Product: ribonuclease H2 subunit A-like
Exons: 9
Coding region: 1-897 (298 amino acids)
Biological process (GO): DNA replication, removal of RNA primer; mismatch repair
Cellular component (GO): ribonuclease H2 complex
Molecular function (GO): RNA-DNA hybrid ribonuclease activity; RNA binding
Source: RefSeq, a predicted model, not a curated record
AUGGAAUCAGAUGGAGCACUACCCAAAUGGGCAUUAGAGCCUUGUAUGAUGGGCAUCGAUGAAGCUGGUAGAGGCCCUGUACUAGGUCCAAUGGUGUAUGGAUGCUUGUACUGUGCUGUUUCUUUUCAGAAGACUCUUGCUUCAUUGGAAUUUGCAGAUUCAAAAACUCUCAAGGAAGAGAAAAGGGAGGAAUUGUUCGAGUCAUUGAAGGCUAAUGAGUCUAUUGGAUGGAGUGUUGAUGUAAUAGAUCCCCGAGAAUUGUCGGCCAAAAUGUUAAAGAAGAGUAAGAUAAAUCUUAAUGAAAUAUCACAUGAAUCGGCAAUGGGCCUUGUCACACGAGUGCUUAAUAUGGGGGUGCUUCUGACGCAGGUCUUUGUGGAUACAGUUGGAGACGCUGACAAGUACUGUACGAAGUUGUCUGAAAGAUUUCCAUCAAUUAAAUUUGUUGUUGCCAAGAAAGCUGACAGUCUUUACCCUGUUGUCAGUGGAGCCAGCAUAGUUGCAAAGGUUACUAGAGAUCGGGCUUUGCGUAAUUGGACCUUUGAUGAAUCAGCAGAAAACAUGCACAGGAACUUUGGGUCUGGCUACCCUGGAGAUCCUGAGACUAAGGCCUGGCUGGAACAUCACAAACACUCUAUUUUUGGAUUCCCUACAUUGGUACGCUUCAGCUGGGGCACUUGCACUACCUACUUCAAAGACGGCGCUGAAGUAUUAUGGGAAGCAGAUGGUGCCUUGGAUGAGGAAGGUACAGCUAACAAGAAUGGCAAGCGACAGCUCAAGCUAAGCAAUCUAGGUUUCACAGGAGGCAAGAGAAACAGCGAGGAGAUUGAGUCCAGUAGUAAAGGUCGUUGCAAGUUUUUCCAGAGUCGCAAACUCGAACAGCUUGUACAAUUUUAAGUUAUUUCAAGGCGUAUCGAACACAUUGCUGUACAAAGUAUGUGGAUGUGGCUAGGGGUGAAAGGCCAACCAAGAUCGUGUGCAAAGCAACCUGCACUUCAAUGCCUUAUGAUGUUAUUUACUGUUUCCAUGGAACCAGAAUGGAAGCACUGAAGCAUCUUGAUAUGUUUGUUCAUAUUCACAUACUUUGUCUGCCUUGCUUACAAAUGUAAGUGCUUGCUAUGACCGACUGUAAAAUGAGGAACUGAGAUCUGAGACUCUGAGGGUUCUCUGUAACGUUGUGGUUUUAAUACUGCGAAUUUUCUUUUAUCUUAUUCAUCAUUGCAUGUAAGAUUAAGAAGUUUAUACCAAAAAUAUUAUUACAAAAGUUUAAGAAUAUGUCUUUUCAAAAAAGAAAAAAGUAGUUUAUAGCAUUGACAUAUUUAAAACGUAAAUUUUCCAAGAUAAUAGGCUUGGUUAACCAGUUAACACUAGUAAGGUUGGAAGAUUCCUUUGGAUUUUUCUUUUUUUUUUUUUUUUUUUUAUUUUAUUUUAUUUUAUUUUAUUUUAUUUUUUUGUGUCACAAUUAUGUACUAAGUAUAUAACAAACCAAACCAAACCAAAUUUAAAACUGAUACAGAUCAACUGUAAUAUCCAAUAGUGUUAAUUAAGCAUGAAAGCAUUCAGGAUUCAGGAAUGAUCGCUUCGAUAUUCAUAUAAUUCGAGUAGAAAAACUGAUUACAGGCCUUGUAUGUCAAAGCUCCUAUUAAUUAUCAAGCUGAUCGAUUUCGUGACAAAAAACUGACAUAAUAUAAACAGUAGUAGUUCUUAAACCCGUCA